AUGGGCAAAGUGGUGUCUCACCUGCAGUUUAAAAACAAAUGGGAUCAUCUAAGAAAAUCUUGCAAGGUAUGGAAGCAGCUUGUUGAUUGUGAGAAUGGGUUGGGUUAUGAUCCUGACAUUGGGAGGAUUGAGGCAUGUCCCCAAGCAACAACCAUUCACAGGAAAGGUUUGCCAAAUAUUGCUUCCAUGGAAAUCAUGUUUAAAGGCAUGGUUGCAAUGGGGAAAAAUGCAUGGACCCCAAGUGGUCAAAUACCAAAGGAAAGCACCGAAGGGUCUGGAGACUUCACUAGUAGCAAAGAAUUUGUUGACCCCCAAUAUCAACCUUCUGCGGAUGUUGACCCAAUGGAGGUUGAAGGCCCAUCAUUGUCGAGGACAGGACCGGGAAUGAAUAAGGGAAAAAGCUUGACAAGCGAUGUCUACCUUUUCAGGGGAAUUCACAAGAAACCAAGAAAAAAGCGUUCAAUUGUGUAA
This is a messenger RNA of Quercus robur (English oak), 471 nucleotides long. RefSeq lists its product as uncharacterized. The record is from RefSeq and is a predicted model, not a curated record. Bases 1 to 471 code for a protein of 156 amino acids. Lineage: Eukaryota; Viridiplantae; Streptophyta; Magnoliopsida; Fagales; Fagaceae. The transcript is spliced from 2 exons.